This is a messenger RNA of Pelodiscus sinensis (Chinese soft-shelled turtle), 3906 nucleotides long. NCBI's taxonomy places the organism in Eukaryota, Metazoa, Chordata, Testudines, Trionychidae. The record is from RefSeq and is a predicted model, not a curated record.
CAUCUGGCUAGUUACAUGGAGAAAAGGCUACCAAAUGAACCUCCACUUGAUAGAGGCUUUGUUCCUCGGCUGGGACAUGCUAUGGAAUUUGGAAAAGAUGCUGCCAGCUUCCUUUCUAAAAUGAAGCAAAAACAUGGCGAUAUUUUCACAAUCCAGGUGGCUGGGAAAUUUAUCACCAUCUUGCUGGACCCUCACUCGUACGAUUCGGUGCUUUGGGAAUCAAGUGGCAAACUAGAUUUCAAUAAAUAUGCACGCAUUUUAAUGGAUCGGAUGUUUGAUGUCAAACUGCCUGAUUAUGACCCCAGUGAGGAAAAGGUCAGGCUGAGAGCGGCUCUCCAAAACAAGAACCUUCCGUCCCUCACGAAGGCGAUGUUCUUCAACCUGCAGACUGUUCUGCUUCCUGACCCAAACCCAUUGAGCCGGCAGUGGGCAGAAGAAGGCUUGUUUCAUCUCUCCUAUAGUAUCAUGCUCAGAGCUGGAUACCUGACCCUGUAUGGCAAUGAAGAAGAAAAUUACAGUGAUCCUUCCUGCCAAAACAAAGAUCGGGCCCAUUCUGCGGAGGUCUACAAUCAAUUUUAUAAAUUGGACCAGCUGUUAAUGAGAGCUGCCCGCUCCAUGCUAACUGCAGCAGAAAAGAAGGAAGCUGCCAGCAUCAAGGAGCAUCUCUGGAAGCUACUGUCUGUAAAAAGACUGAAUUCCAAAGCCAACAAAAGCUCUUGGAUAGAGAGCUACAUGCAGCACCUACAAGAACUGGGAGUGGAUGAAGAUAUGCAAUCCAGAGCCAUGCUGAUGCAGCUCUGGGCCACCCAGUGUAAUGCAGGUCCUGCCGUUUUUUGGCUUCUCCUGUUUCUUCUAAAGCAUCAUGCAGCCAUGGCAGCAGUUCAAGGUGAAUUAGAGAAAGUAAUUAGAAACAGAGGACAAAAACGGAUGCAAGGCAUUAGCCAAGAGAUGCUGGACAGCACUCCUGUUUUUGACAGCGUAUUGAAUGAAACACUGCGUUUGACAGCAGCUCCUUUUAUCAGCAGAGAAGUCCUUGCAGACAUGGAACUGAGACUAGCAGAUGGCAGGAAAUUCAGCCUGAGAAAAGAAGACAGGCUCUGUCUUUUUCCAUAUUUAAGCCCACAGAUGGAUUCAGAAAUCUAUGAGGACCCAGAGAUACAAGGAGGCCAAGACUCAUGCUACUCCUUGCUAGGGAAGCGGUCCCCUGCAACCGUUUUCUGACUGAAGUGCACUUCCCUCCAAGAUCACCCUGAACCCUGCUGGGUGCCAAGUGAGAGAGACAAGCUGAUGUCAGAGUCCAGUCCACUGCCCCGCCAUGGAGCCAGAGUGAAAAAUGCCAUUCGUGUUACUGAUGCACACUGGGGAGCCUCACAGAAUAGUUCCUCUGUCAAGUAUGGACACCACAGAGUUGUUCCAAUCAGUACCGUUUGUUUGCUUGCUCUGAGGAGAGUUAGCACUAAGUAAAGUUCUCCCGUGCAGUUAAAUGCUUGAGAAAGACUCCCUUGAUUCCCAGCAGGGCUGCCUCACACCUUUCCUUCUGCGGGAUGUAGGUAUAUGUGCUAGAGUACACGUCAAUGUGGGCACACAGUGGAGCCGACAGCCUCUGCAGCCCCCUGGACAAGGUGGCGAGGUAGGGCUUCCAGAAGGGGUGGGGCCAAAAGCAGCCAGUCUUCAGCACUGCCCAAAACAUGGCACUCCCCCUCCUAGCCCUUACCACGGCCCGGAGCAUGCUGCCACUGCUACUACAGCAACAACGGCAGCCAGAGAACCAGGACUCUUUGAAUCACCAGGCCCCAGGGCAAUUGUCCCCUUUGCCCCCAUCCAUUGGCGGGCCUAUGGGCACAUAUCACUCUUGCCAUGUUACACAUGGAGAAAAGAGAUAAAGAGAUGAAGUGAUUUGCCCGAGGUCACAUAGUCACUAGCAGAGCGAAAAGUAGAACCCACAUCUUCUCAUUCCUGGAGUGGUGCCCUCAACGCUGGACCAAGCUGCCUUCCCUUAAUGAUUUUUCAGAAUUUGUCAAUACAAAUGCACAAAAUUAAGAGUCGUAGGCUAGUCCAUUCUCCUCUACCCUUGAAUGUAUCAGGUAUCCAGGGUCAAUUCCCACAGUCUCUAUUUGGGGAAACCCCCAUUGAAGGGAAUAGGUUUGAGCCAUAUGAGCAAUUCUAGGACAAUCAGCUGGUGCCCUAAUAGGUGAGAAAGAUCAGCCACAAUGGUGGGUUUUCCAGUUGGAUGAUUAUAGGCCCUUUAACCAUUAUACUGGAAUACGCGGAUAUGGAGAAUUCCAAGCAGGAACAAUAGACCAGUGAAUGAUAUGUUUGCAUUACUUUGCAUGACUGGAGGUUUCCACAUGUGAGUCACCCAGAUGAAAGCACGCAGUCACCAUGGUUGUCUGCUCUGCAGGCAGGCAAGGUUUAGAGAAGGACAGAUGUUUCCAUGAUUUCAAAGGAGAGCACUGGGAAAUGACUGGGUUUGUUGCCAGCUGGGUGGGAUUAUUGAAAACUCCCCAUUUCAAAGCCAGUAUGGAAGAAACUCUUGAUUGUGUCUGCUAUGGUGGAUCACCCUGCACCCACAAUUCAGGUCUCCACGUACUCCACCAUGAGCCUUUGUCCAUUGUCUCUAUGAGGAGAGAAACUUGUGCCUCUUCCAAGCCUCAUUUUGUGCCAUUCCCAGUGGAACUUGGAACUGCUGGGUUGGAGGUUUCACACUCAGAAGACAGAGGUUCCCCCAGCACUCAUGAUAGUCAGCGAUGGUUCUCUUUCACAUUAACAACCUCUUACAAGUUACAGUAGAAGAUGAAUGAUGUAUAGCUUAUUUUGAAAAUGAAGAAAACCGUUUCCCCUCUUGCUCCUACAACAUACCCAAUUAUUGAAUGUCGCACUGCAGCAGGGCAGGGGACACACACUUCGAAGGUUAGAGGUUGGUAACCUCCAGUCCUGGGGGAAUUCUGCAAUUUUACUGUGGCUCCAACUGUAACAGUUGCAGAAUUCCUCUAGGACUAAACCUCCCAUCUCCAAACCCAUGCUGGUGUUCUUUGCUCUGUUCUCCCUCUCCCAGUCUAUACCACGUUCGUUAGAAGACAACUGUCCUCUCAUCUCCCUAAAGUCUAGUUAGGUGGCCUGAGAUAGGGAAAUCCAUAUCUGUACUUUCCUCGGGACAUCUUUUUUUGGAAAGCACGUCUCAUCAUAGUCUCCCCUACUUCUCAGAAUCCAUGAGGAGUCCUGUGGCACCUUAAAGACUAACUGAUUUAUUUGGGUGUCAGCUUUUGUAGACAAAACCCACUUUGUCAGAUGCAUCUGGUAGUCUUCAAGGUGCCUGUCACAGGGCAAACCCACCACCAUGGUGCCUCCUGCUGGUAGCACAGGGAAUUAGCUCUUAUCUGCCCACUGGACGCCUCCCUCUGGCUGGUAUUUCUUUGUGUCCUCACUCCAUGCUCCACUUCUGGACCCGCAUCACCCCCGGACCACAGCAUCCUCUUCAGGACACUGCCCUCUGGCAGUGCCCACUACGGUUGUCUCCCACCCCCUUCUGAGGGGUAGGUGUUUAUCACCAGUCUGUGUCUCUGCACUCUGAGGUUCUCCCCUCCCAGGGAACCCCAAAUUCCUCUAUACCCACCUUGCCUCAGUGACCCAUUACCAGUCUUCAUCUAGUCCCUGUUACAGGGGCAAACUGCAGUCUGAAAUGGCCACCCAUCAUUGGCAAGGGAGUGUGGACCUCUUUCUAGCCUGACUCUCUCUCUACAGCCCUACUACACUCAGGCCUUGCCUCAGGCCUGCAAUCUGGGAGUGGAGCCAAACCAGAGCUUCCCCAGUCUUGCUCUGCCUCAGGAAGCCUCCAUCUUCCCUGGCAGCCAGGUCCUUCCUAGGGUUGCCAAAUGGUUUCAACAGAUAUACCAGACACACUUGACA